Messenger RNA from Linnemannia hyalina, 1836 nucleotides. NCBI's taxonomy places the organism in Eukaryota, Fungi, Mortierellomycota, Mortierellomycetes, Mortierellales, Mortierellaceae. The record is from the annotation of a GenBank genome assembly.
AUGCCACCUGCUUCAUUUUCUUCCCUCCCCCUAGAGAUCACCAUCCUCAUAACUACCCAUUUGGCCCAACACGAUUUGGCACAAUGUGUCCGCGUCUGCCACUACUGGUUCACGUUCUUCACUCCUUCACUCUGGCGGACUGUAAAGGCUGACGACCGAUUCUCUGGCGAGGAGAUGACGGCGCUUGUUGCCAGGAACGCGCAUUUUAUUCGGGACCUUGAACUUGUCAACCCUCAGAUCGCAAAAGUGCUGGCGACCCUUAAGACAGAAAGAGAAGGAGGAGAAGGAGGAGGGCUUCACUCGUUGGUUGUGAGUUUUGAACGAGUUAGACGAGGGCCUCUCCCGAGGUUGGAGUUACUACCAGAGCAGGAACAGGAACAGGCGGGGGUGGAGACGCGGGUACAGUCAUCUGCAAGUUCGCAGCGGCAGCAGAUUGAAGAGUGUGGAAACGCUCAAUUGUUGGGCAAACUUAUGAGGGCGAACCAGGGCCUAAAAUUCGUGUCAGCCGACGAGACUUGCUUUCGGAACAACGACGGGACGGACGCCUUCCAACUAUUUAUUGGCUGCUGCCCUACAACAUCCCUGGAACGACUGGAGCUUCGAUUCCGCAACCGACCCUCUCCUCUCUCCCCAGUCGCGGAUUCUUCGACUUCAUUUAACGAUCUAGGCGAUACCCACAAAGAGCUGUUUGCAUCGGCGCCAGGGAUACCCUUAUUCGGCCCUUUCAAGGUCUUAAAGGAGCUACUGAUCUCUGGCGGUAAUUUUCAUAUCGCCCCUCAGCGCCUUGCCUUCCUCGGUCGAUGUGCCAGUCUGGAGCGACUCCUACUCGACAACAUUGGCAGGAUCCCCAUGGCGUCGCUGAGUGCAGCUCUUCGCAUGAGUUGUCCUCAUCUGUCCAUCCUGGAGGUGAAGGGGCCGAACAAUGGACCAGAUAACGAUCUGGCUUACCUACUCUCGUCCGCCAAGAACCACUGGAGAGAAGUUUCGUUGCCGGACAUGGGCGGAUUCGGGACAGAGGCGUUUACGAUUCUGAUGGCUAGUGUCCGAACGAGGUUGGAGGUACUGAAGGUGGAGGGAUGGGGUGACCUUGGGGGGACAGAGUUUUUGGAUAUACUCUGUUCUGCUCAGCAUCUCAGACGACUUGAGGGGCCCGCGGAUGGGAAGGCUCAGGAGAACACGACGGAGCUGACCAUAUGGGCUUAUUUGGCAUUCCGUCAACAUACUCAUGAAAAGGAUCGGUCUUGGGCUUUGGGGCCAUCUUUGGAGUUCCUGCAGAUCUGGAUCGACGAUGUUCCUCGACCUGACAUUGUUUGUCAACGAGACGGAGACCCACUUCCUCUUGAUCCAGAUGUACCCGAAGAGGCAGAAGAUAUGCAUCCCCGGUACGACGUUCAGCGGUGGGUUUAUACGCAGCUGGGGAGGCUUACGGGUCUUCAGGAGCUGAUUUUGGGAGUGAAGGAGUUGGAUAACAUGGCGUUGUUGGCAAGAAAUGUUGCUCAUUUGUCUUACGACCCGAUUGCCUUGGAGGGGUCGUUGCGGCAUGUGGCUCCUACAUUUAUUUACCGCUCCUUGGAGUUCUCGCUGGAGAGUGGGCUGGAGUUGUUGGCGGAGAUGAAGGAAUUGAGGGUCCUGGAUGUCAAAUCGACUGCGCAUAGGAUUGGAGUUGCGGAACUGGACUGGAUGCAUGUCAACUGGCCCAAGCUGAAGGAGAUCAAAGGGUUGAUGUCGAAGCGAGAGUGGUUGGGUGAUGCAGAGGCUGGAUUGGAGGUUAUGGGUGCAGUGGAGAAGUGGCUGGAUUCCCAUCCUCACGGCAUUGGCUCUUCAUUUUAUAGUUAA